Nycticebus coucang (slow loris) is the source of this 1076-nucleotide messenger RNA. Its product is annotated as annexin A10-like. The transcript is spliced from 11 exons. NCBI's taxonomy places the organism in Eukaryota, Metazoa, Chordata, Mammalia, Primates, Lorisidae. Gene Ontology annotation, molecular function: calcium-dependent phospholipid binding; calcium ion binding. Gene Ontology annotation, cellular component: cytoplasm. The record is from RefSeq and is a predicted model, not a curated record. Bases 1 to 906 code for a protein of 301 amino acids.
AUGUCGGAAGUUCAGUCUAUGUACAUGCGCGCGCCCGUCCGCGUUACAAGACAAAGGCGCCAGCGCCACCUCGUGGCCACGUCAACUUCAGUCUGCAGUGGGCUCCACCGUGAGCACUCGGGUUCGGACCUGAUUGGGGAUCUGAAAGAGAAGCUUUCACAUCACUUCAAGGAGGUGAUGGUUGGUCUCAUAUACCCCCCACCAUCUUAUGAUGCUCAUGAACUGUGGCAUGCCAUGAAGGGAGCAGGCAUAAAUGAGAAUUGCCUCAUUGAUAUCUUAGCCUCAAGAAUAAAUGGAGAAAUUUUCCAGAUGAGAGAAGCCUAUGGCUUGCAAUACAGCAGUAACCUUCAAGAGGACAUUUACUCAGAGACCUCCGGACACUUCAGAGACACCCUUAUCAAUUUGGUCCAGGGAACCAGAGAAGACGGCUAUGCAGACCCUGCCUCGGCUGCCCAGGAUGCAAUGGUCUUGUGGGAAGCCUGCCAGCGGAAGACAGGGGAGCAUAAGACCAUGCUGCAGGUAGUCCUGUGCAGCAAGAGCUACCAGCAGCUGUGGCUAGUUUUCCAGGAAUUUCAAAGUAUUUCUGGGCGAGACAUAGUAGAUACCAUCAGAGAAUGCUAUGAUGGAUACUUUCAGGAGCUGCUAGUUGCAAUUGUUCUUUGUGUUCGAGACAAACCAGCCUAUUUUGCUAAUAGACUACAUAGUGCAAUCCAUGACUUUGGUUUCCAUAAUAAAACCAUAAUCAGGAUUCUAAUUGCCAGAAGUGAAAUAGACUUGCUGACCAUAAGAAAACAUUACAAAGAGCAAUAUGGAAAAUCUCUAUUUCAUGAUAUCAAAAACUUUGCUUCGGGGCAUUAUGAGAAAGCACUGCUAGCUCUCUGUGCUGGGGACAUGGAAGACUACUAAAUGAAGAGGAGGGUCUGAGGGACUAUUCAGUCCUCUUCAUCAACACAUCCAAAUGGAGAUUUUAUGACAAAUUUCAGUUAUAACUAGCAGCAUAAUUAAAAUAUAGAAUCAUACUCUCUCUUUUUUGUGAAAUUAUUCCAAGCUAAAAAUAAAAAUUAUCAAUGAAUGUA